This is a messenger RNA of Fusarium venenatum, 243 nucleotides long. The record is from RefSeq and is a predicted model, not a curated record. Lineage: Eukaryota; Fungi; Ascomycota; Sordariomycetes; Hypocreales; Nectriaceae.
AUGUACGAGAAUGGCGCGAGUCCCAAUGCGCAAAAGGGCGACUGCAUGAAUACGCUUGCAUUACCCACUUGCAUAGGAGCCUCGGGAUCCGAAUCAUGGCUUUCGUCUCGGAAGUUUAGGGAAAAUCGAGCAUGCCGAGCUUUAGUUAUUGUGGUACAUAAAGUGAGGGCUCCAGGCCAGGUCAAAACACUUAAUUUCGCCAAAGUGCCAAACGACGUGAUUUUGCUUCGGCUUUCCGAUUGA